AGUGAGACCUCCGCUGGCUCCGUUGUGACAGCUGCCGCCCGCCCGCCCGCUCUCUCUCCGCUCUCUCUCCGCUCGCCGUCGGUAACCGGAGGACAUUUUGAGCCCGUGCGGUCGGUCGGUCAACCCAACGCCGGUGAUCCAGAGCCUCCUCCCUUUCCCCCACGUCCCCGGCGAUCCGCACCCGGAGCUCGGCCUCUGCGCCUCGUUUACCCGCCGCCUCCAACUUCCAACCGCCGCCACAGUGUUCAACCUUAGCACCGUUUUAGCACAGUCCCAUGCUAGUGUUGUUAGCCCGCUAAGCUCCGCUCUUCCCCCGGCCUGGCCUCCUCCUCUUCUCCGCCGCCUGCUCCCGCUCGACAGCCGGCCCCCUCGGCGCAGACACAAUGGCUUUAAAGCGGAUUUCUAAGGAGCUAACGGACCUGUCCAAAGACCCUCCGGCGCAGUGCUCAGCUGGACCAGUGGGAGAAGACAUGUUUCAUUGGCAGGCCACUAUAAUGGGCCCUCCGGACAGUCCAUAUCAAGGAGGAGUCUUCUUCCUCACCAUUCACUUCCCCACAGACUACCCCUUCAAACCACCUAAGGUGGCCUUCACGACCAGAAUCUACCACCCCAACAUCAACAGUAACGGCAGCAUCUGUCUGGACAUCUUGAGAUCGCAGUGGUCUCCAGCGCUAACAGUCUCAAAAGUCCUAUUGUCCAUCUGUUCUCUGUUAUGUGACCCAAACCCUGACGACCCUCUAGUGCCCGAGAUCGCCCGCAUCUACAAAACCGACCCCGCUAGAUACAACAAGACAGCUCAGGACUGGACCCAAAAAUACGCCAUGUGAACCCCGCCCCCCCCCCCACCCCCUCCCACCCGUCGCCGCCCCCCCCACCCAUCCACCCACCCUCCACCCUCCUCCCUCCUCCUCUUCACCUUUGCGUUAACCUUUGACCUCUGGGUUGUCCUGACGAUGAAAAUGCUUUGGAAGUGUGUGCUUUUCUUUUCUUGGGGACUUUUGGUGUGUUUGUGCCAACACGCAGGAGCCCGCCCUCGCGCUGCAUGUCUCACAAUCAUGUUUAUUUAAGUUGUUCUGGUUUUUAGUCGAGAGCCGCUGUCACAGGAUUUUAUCAGUCAAUAAAACUGGCUCCAAAACGGC
Molecule: messenger RNA, 1139 nt
Organism: Boleophthalmus pectinirostris (great blue-spotted mudskipper)
Lineage: Eukaryota; Metazoa; Chordata; Actinopteri; Gobiiformes; Gobiidae
Product: ubiquitin-conjugating enzyme E2 2-like
Exons: 7
Coding region: 384-827 (147 amino acids)
Biological process (GO): protein polyubiquitination; ubiquitin-dependent protein catabolic process
Cellular component (GO): nucleus
Molecular function (GO): ubiquitin conjugating enzyme activity
Source: RefSeq, a predicted model, not a curated record